Molecule: messenger RNA, 405 nt
Organism: Linum trigynum
Lineage: Eukaryota; Viridiplantae; Streptophyta; Magnoliopsida; Malpighiales; Linaceae
Source: the annotation of a GenBank genome assembly
AUGUAUGUAGUGAAUUUGAAGAACAAACAGUAUGAUUAUCUUGACAGCCUUUACCCUGACGAACUUGAUUCCAAGUUUCGUGCUGUUGCGGAUAUGGUGGUCCGCUAUGUCACAGAAUACAUUCCUGCCUGUAGACAAGAGCCCUUCAAAUUUGAAGAAUUCAAGUGGGUUAGAAUGCGAGGGGUGAGACAACAUGGUGGGCAUGGUGGGGUUGACUGUGGUGUUUUUGCUAUGAAUUUUGCUGAGUUUUGGGAAGGCAAACUGGUGCCAGCUAUGAGGAAGUGGCAAAAACAAAUCAAUCAGAUGCGGGAUGAGAUCACAUUAACAUUGCUGCUGAACGAGGAGAACAAUUUACUUGAACAGCUAAAGAAGAAGAGUUUGGAGUUUGAUCGCAAGGUGGACUAG